Molecule: messenger RNA, 639 nt
Organism: Seminavis robusta
Lineage: Eukaryota; Bacillariophyta; Bacillariophyceae; Naviculales; Naviculaceae
Source: the annotation of a GenBank genome assembly
AUGAAGCCCCUCAUCGUUGCAUCAAUCUGGCUUGCUACCGCUGGAGUUUGCUUGGCCCUGGUGCCACAAGAGCAACAGACUCGACGAGCGUUCUUUAUCACAGCCAGCUCUAGCGCCGUGAUACUACCACCUGCCAUUUCAGGUGCCUUUGAUGGAGGCGGCUCUUCUGCUUACUCUGGACGCACUCCCUUGGAAAAGGCAGCAAAGCAAAAGAGCUACCGAGACCGUAUCGUAGCUGAUGUCAAAGAUUUCAACACACUUGGUGCAGCCAUUGAGACUGGCGAGGUGGAUGGAGAUGCUUGGGUUGGCUUUUUCAUUCCCUACCAGAGGAGAGAGCCUGACUCUGUCGGUCGAACUUAUGCCGCUCUCUUGGAUUUGAUUGGAGUAGAAAAAUCAGGAGGAGGGGCUGCUCUCUUGCUGGCAACCACCUACGCCAAGCCAAAUAAGCCACCCAACAAUCUUCCUCAGUACAAGAAGUAUGAAAGUCUCCUCCAGAAUUUUAAUGGCAUCAAGGCAGCGGGAAAGGCUGGAGAGGCCAAGAAAGCACAAAAGGAAUGGUCUAAAGCAGCCUCUGUCUUGGCCGACUAUUUGGAGUCAGUAGAAUUGCCUGCUGACUUGUCAGAUCCAAUCUACAAGUAG